Molecule: messenger RNA, 2696 nt
Organism: Sphaeroforma arctica JP610
Lineage: Eukaryota; Ichthyosporea; Ichthyophonida
Exons: 5
Coding region: 199-1992 (597 amino acids)
Cellular component (GO): extracellular matrix
Molecular function (GO): protein binding
Source: RefSeq, a predicted model, not a curated record
GUCGAAAUUUCCUUUGGAUGCAUCGAAUUCUAAAUUUUUGAUACCAUGCAGACAAAUAGAGUACCUGAGCAUGUUUAUAUGGCGCCGGAAAGGAAUUUUGUAUACAGAAACAAUGCUAUACCUGCAUAGAUCCUCGGGUACCAUUGAUCUACAAUUUUUGUAAACAUCCGCAGCCGAAAUACGGUUCCUGGACAGAUCAUGUUGAACCUAACCACAAUCCCAGAGGAAUUGGUGCAUAGGAUAUGCUCAGAGCUCUGCUUGUCCGAUGUCUAUGAGCUGCGGGCCACAUGCACAUAUCUACAAACUGUGAUUAGUAACACGCCGGUGAUGAAGGACCUGCGAGUGCAGGGAUGGGAUCGGUUUGAGCGUAUGCGGAGUGUGUUUCCUCGCGUAUCCGUCGCUCUAGCGUUGGGAUCAGAGGACUACGUGGAAAAUGUGGAUGCGUUGAUGGCGAAGCAUGCGUGCUACAUCAACGGGCUAGAUCUCUACAAUAGCCGUUUGGAUGAGGUGUCCAACUUCGUCCAUCUGCUGCGUGGCAUUCAAUCCCUCGACAUAAGCUUCAAUAAUGUGCAAAGCUUCCCUAAUUGGCUGUGCCACCUGCACACCUUGCGAAUCGGCAGUAAUCCACUGCGCAGUUUGGACGCCAUUUGUCGAUUGACAUCACUGCGAUUACUCGAUCUGUCGUAUCUGACUCGCCCGUCCGAUGUGCUGACCGAGGCGCAAACAGGUCCACUAAGCAAUCUCAAGCAGCUGGCCACGUUGUCUCUGGCUGGCAAUGCUUUGUUGACGAUCCCGUCGUUUGUGUCGAGUUUGUCGCGGCUGAGCACACUCUACCUGCAGGAUAACAACCUCACAUCGCUGCUGCCGCUCGCAUGCGUACCUACACAACCGCAUAAGCUCAUACCCACACAAACACGCACGUAUGGCACCUACGCCAUUGACAAGUGUAUGCGGCUUGUAGGUGCGCAGUCGUUGCCACACUUAGAAAGCACCGCAACAUACAGGCCAGCACAUGCUGCGAGAACACAUACGGAGGAGGUGGACACAGACGUACGCGACACCAGAAGGGAUGACGUACAUGACGCAGUCUCUGAUAGCACUGUAAGAGAAUCCCCGUCCACCGGCUGUGCGUCUAAUGAGCAGCCCACAGUUAGGCAACCGCUUAGGGGCCUGCGCAAAAUCAAUAUUAACUCCAACAAGAUUGCAGCCUUACCAGCGGAUAUGAGUGUGUACCACCCACACUUGCAUGUGCUGCUGGCGAGUGACAACCGAUUGGAAACGUUAGACUCGCUGGUGCAGCUGCGUGAGCUGAAGGAGCUGGACGUGAGCAGCAACUGGCUGACGUACAAGAAGCACGAGCAAUCGGUGAAGGAGAAUGAGGUGGUGUACCGGACUGUGCUUAACGACUGUCCACACGGUAAGUGCUUAGAUGAUGCACCUGGUGCUGGGGGUGCCAGCGGGCUCACCUACACGCAAGCUUGGAAAUUGGCUGGCAACAAGUCGCAGCUCAGACUGAAUGAGCCGCGUGUGUACCAAAUGCUGCACAGUCUACGAACAAGAGACAUGCGAUACAAUCACACCGAUAUAGAGAAGUGGAUGGAGUGGCAAGCGACAGAGGUGCAUAGCAGGACACAGGUGCAUAGCAGGACACAAUUGAGCGCACCAGAUUGGAGACACUCCUGUUCACAAAUGCUUUCAGUCGAUGCUGAGUGUCUGAUGGAUGCAGAGGCAAUUGCGAGUUCGCUUUGCUCAUCGUGUAGCCGUUGUUGCUGCUGCAGUUCUCCCUGUACCUGUGAGUGCAAAACAUCAAAACAGAAAGAGAAGGAGGAAUACGCAAAGAAAAAGAAAGAAUACGGGGUCGUGGAGCGUGUGUGGUACGCAGAGGCAACCGUGCUCCGCAGUGGCCCCAGUUCAAAUGUAGAACAAACUAGCAAUACAAUAUUAGAUAGUCUUGGCCAUGGCCAAUUAGAUGCGACGAAUCGUGCUGCGUAGGAGCCACGUGGCUACACAGAAUCCCGCGCAACAUGUGCCGUCACUCAACUCAUUGAACGUAGAAUGUCAUGGACCCAGGGGGAUUUUCAGAAUAAGUGUGGCCGUGAACAACCCAGAAUCGAGCCUCGAGCGUUUUAUUUUGACGAUAUGGACGGUUUCAUUUUACCUUCAGUCGGCACAACUCGACACAACUCCCGUAUGAUUCCCCAGAGAUUCAUUUGAUAGACGCAAUAGGAUAGUUCCAUUGGAGAAACAGCUCAAUUGGGUGUGGUGAGCAUGCACAUGCUCAACAAAGUUGAUUGUAUAUUCUUCUCCGAUAGCCUGUAUGCCAGCUAUUGGGGCAGAACUUUAGAGGUAUGCCACUAGGCGUACGGCGUCAAACUCCAAUAUUAGAUAUUUCACUAUCCAUUCAGAGCUAAAAAUAACACAAACAGCUAGAUGACCCUGAAUGAACAGAGUCGAUUGGCCCUCGGUGAUUAAAGCAGAGUCUGCUGAACUCGCAUAUGAGGGGUGCUCUGUAGCUGGCAAUGUCGCGAAAGGUGUCCCCCAGACUAAAUUGAUAUCCCGUACGCCCAGAUUAUCUCUUAAUCACGUCAUCCGGCCAUAGACUACGUUGCUCCUCAUUCUUUAUCUGCAGCACAACACUCGUCUAGUUGUUACGAAAUCUCUUUAAUAAAUGGAUGCUACCGACCAGUCAUUAAGCG